Messenger RNA from Medicago truncatula (barrel medic), 1048 nucleotides. RefSeq names its product nodule lectin. NCBI's taxonomy places the organism in Eukaryota, Viridiplantae, Streptophyta, Magnoliopsida, Fabales, Fabaceae. The record is from RefSeq and is a predicted model, not a curated record. The transcript has a single exon. Gene Ontology annotation, molecular function: carbohydrate binding. The coding region runs from base 57 to 869 and encodes 270 amino acids.
AUGUGUGUGUUUGACAACUAACUGUUUCAUAACUUGGUAUCAAACUUUACAGUACCAUGGCUUUUUAUCGCACAAAUCUUCCAACUCAAGAACUUGUUUUAGGCAUGAUAUACACAACUUUCUUUCUUUUGCUAGCAACAAAUAUAAACUCAGUACAAGCCCUUUCAUUCAAUUUCACCAAGUUCCCUCCUCAUGCUGUUUCUGCCGGUAUAACCAUCCAAGGGGAUGCUGAGGUGUUAAGCAAUGGAGUCAUAGCACUGACUAAGCGUUUAGAACUACCUCCAGGUACAUUAAUACCAAGCACAGGUCGUAUUUUAACCUCACCUCUGUCCCUUGAUAAUCUUGCUAGCUUUGCCACUUCAUUUUCUUUUGUAAUAGAGCACACCAAUGCGCUCGAACCAACUGAUGGAGUGAUCUUUUUUAUUGCACCACAAGACACUGUGAUUCCACCCCACUCAACAAGUGCACGUUUUGGAGUAGUUGAUAUAGAAAAUGCUUACAAUCAAUUUGUUGGUGUAGAGUUUGACCUUUAUACCAAUAUUCUUGAUCCCAAUAUGAAACAUAUUGGAAUCGAUAUCAACUCUUUAAUUUCGAGCAAGAUCGUGGAAUGGGAAUGGGUGAGUGGAUCAUUGACUCAAGUAAGUGUAGCCUAUGACUUUCCCUCUAAGACAUUGAGUGUUCUUGUCACUUAUGACAAUCGCAAAAUUGCUACCCUUGCUCAAAUAAUUGAUUUGAAAACCGUGCUCCCCAACACGAUUAGGCUUGGUCUAGCUGGUGCUUCAAUAACUGCAACAGCACACGAUAUCUAUUCAUGGUCAAUUAGCAUUUCAGAAUUGAAAACAACUACAAGUAGUGCAUCAGACAAGUAAAGACCCUGCUAGUAAGCAGCUUGUGUGACCUGUACGCGAUUUCUUUUAAAAUAAAGACCAUGCUUAUACCAUGUAUUAGUUAAUUUCUCCUACAUGCUAAAUGUUUGGUCUACAAUUAUGCUCUUCUUUUUGUACUAUGGUUUGGAUCAAGUAUCAUUUGUACUUUUCUCUGUGUUUCA